GCAUGAUAGUGACGAAGACUUCGGCGACGGCGACGCUGGCUUCAUUGAUCACCGACGGCAAAACGAGGUUGCGCGGCAGGCGUGGACUCUGCAGUCAUUAAGUGGGUACUGCAGCUUACUGUGCAAUAACUCUUGGGCUAAAUAACGGUGCCCACAACGGAUUCUAAUCACGAAUGCGGUGCGGCAACUUGAUGAACCCUCAUCCGCAAUCCACAACGCCUGAGACCGGCAAGAUGAACAAGCAAAUAGUGUAUAUCCAUACAUAUAUUAUACAUAUAUGUAUUAUAACGGUGUGGUGCCUUGAUGCACCCUCAUCCGCAGUCGUCAAUACCUGCACCCUGCGCUUCUAUGCGCGCAACAAAGAAGCAAUAAUCGGAAGCCCGCGAUGCGCACGUGAGGCUCGUGUAGACGAGAAGCGCGCACUCUAGCAAAAAUGACUCCACCGCCGCUCUGGUUCUGUGCAGUUAGAUGGAGGGGACCGCGGGGAGGAGGGGGAGAAGGACCAAAAGGGGAGGAGGAGGAGGAGGAGGAGGAGGAGGAGGAGGGGGUCAGAGGAGCGCGCUCGAACCUUGCGCCCUCUGGGCUCCCGCCUCUGGUGGGCGGGCGCCCGCGGGGGAGUCCGGGGGCUCCGCAGGCAGGGGCGGCGCGGGGCCGCAGGGCGCGGGCGGGCGGGGGGUGGUGGAAGCGGGCGUCGGCCGGCCCGAAGUCCCCGACCUUGCCCGAAGCUAAAAAACCUCGAGCCCGAAACGAAGCGAGCCUCGAGCCUCGAGCCCCAUCCGAGGCGCCCGCCUCUGGUGGGCGGGCGCCCGCGGGGACGUCCGAGGGGCUCCGUGGGCACGGGCGGCGCGGCGCCUCCCGCGCCCGCCCCAGGCGCGCCGCUCCGUCUCCGGGGCAGCAGGGGGCCCAGCGCCGAUCCAAGAGAUCCGCGCGGAGCUCCAAAAAGUUGAUACGCAUGCCGCUUAGAGCAGCCGAAGAAUCGACAGAACUCUGAGAUUUGACGCGCGCUCCAGCUGCAAGCAUCCCACGGAGGCUGGACCGCGAAAGUUCAGGACGGGCCCGUCAAAAAGCGUCGGCAAACCCGAGUUCUGGCGAACUCGAGUCUUACGCUUCACCGAUCCCUCCUCAUCCUCAUC
Prorocentrum cordatum is the source of this 1133-nucleotide messenger RNA. The record is from the annotation of a GenBank genome assembly. Lineage: Eukaryota; Dinophyceae; Prorocentrales; Prorocentraceae.